Messenger RNA from Galeopterus variegatus (Sunda flying lemur), 348 nucleotides. It is a transcript of the gene SNX30, whose product is annotated as sorting nexin family member 30. The transcript is spliced from 2 exons. The annotation marks the transcript as partial. The record is from RefSeq and is a predicted model, not a curated record. NCBI's taxonomy places the organism in Eukaryota, Metazoa, Chordata, Mammalia, Dermoptera, Cynocephalidae.
AUGGCGGGCGGGCCCCCCAAGGCCCUGCCGUCCACGGGGCCCCACUCCCUGCGCGACAUGCCGCACCCGUUGGCCGGCUCCAGCAGCGAGGAGGCCGUGGGAGGCGACAGCACGCCCAGCCCGGACCUGCUGAUGGCCCGAAGCUUCGGUGACAAGGAUCUCAUUUUGCCCAAUGGUGGGACUCCAGCAGGCACCUCCAGUCCAGCUUCAUCAUCUUCCCUUCUCAAUAGACUUCAACUUGAUGAUGACAUUGACGGUGAGACCAGAGAUCUCUUUGUCACAGUUGAUGAUCCCAAGAAGCAUGUGUGCACUAUGGAAACCUACAUCACAUAUAGGAUCACCACCAAA